Molecule: messenger RNA, 993 nt
Organism: Miscanthus lutarioriparius
Lineage: Eukaryota; Viridiplantae; Streptophyta; Magnoliopsida; Poales; Poaceae
Source: the annotation of a GenBank genome assembly
AUGGGCGACGCCACCGCCACCAACCCCUCCUCGCCGACCGCAGCCAUGGAUCCCGACUCCGAGGUCGUCUUCGACUUCCUGCCCUACCUCUGCCAGUACAAGAGCGGCCGCAUCCACCGCCCCGGCGGCGCCCCCACCGUCCCCACCGGCACGGACCCCGCCACCGGUGUCGUCUCCAAGGACAUCCGCGCCGGCCCCGCCUCCGCGCGCGUCUACCUCCCUCCCGGCGCCACCGGCAAGAUCCCGGUGAUCAUCUACUUCCACGGCGGCGGCUUCGUGGUCGGCUCGCCGGCGCGGCCGGGCACGCACAACUACCUCAACGACCUCGUCGCCCGGUCGGGCGCCAUCGGCGUGUCCGGCUACUACCGCCUCGCGCCGGAGCACAAGCUGCCCGCCGCGUACGACGACGCGUGGGCUGCGCUGCGGUGGGCGGUGACGCUCGGCGACGGCGAGGACCCGUGGCUGCUGGAGCACGCCGACCUGUCCCGCGUCUUCCUGGCGGGCUGCAGCGCUGGCGCCAACAUCGCGCACAACACGGCCGUGCGGGCCUCCGCCCCCGGCGCGCUCCCCGAUGGCGUGACCAUCCGCGGGCUCGCCCUGGUGCACCCGUACUUCACGGGCAGCGAGGCCGUGGGCGGCGAGAUGGCGUUCGGCCCCGAGAUCCGGCCGUUCAUGGACCGGACCUGGCGGUUCGUGGUCUCGGAGACGGUGGGGCUGGACGACCCGCGCGUGAACCCGUUCGUGGACGACGCGGCGCGCAAGGCCUCCGCCGGGAUCCCGUGCGAGCGCGUGCUGGUGUGCGUGGCCGAGAACGACUUCCUGCUCAAGGAGCGCGCGCUGUGGCACCACCGGGAGAUCAAGGCCAGCGGGUACGCCGGCGAGGUCGAGCUAUUCGAGUCUAAGGGCGUCGGCCACGCGUUCCACUUCGACAUGCUGGACUCGGAGCAGGGCGUUGAACUCCAGGAGCGGACCGUGGCUUUCAUCAAGAAAUGA